AUGCCGCCGUCGGCCUCAGAAACCCUACUUCUCAUCGCCAUUUUCUUCUUGCUUCCUCUGGACACCCUCUCGUCCGUCAUCCACGCAGGCCAUGCCAUCCCUCUCACUGGUAUGUGUGAGGACGCAUGCGGUGCAAUCCCAGUAAAGUUCCCAUUCGGUACCGGAUUUGGUUGCGGCCACCCUGAAUUUAUCAGAUACAUCAAAUGCAGCUCAGGAACACUUCAAUUCUCCACCGGAACCGGCAUCUACACCAUUUCCUCCAUAGACUACAACAGCAGCACCAUCAUUGUCACAGAUCCACUCAUGUCAACAUGUUCCUCCAUGCAAAAUUCAGGUAGUUUUAGCUUGGACAAGUCCAGUCCUUUCACUAUAGGAGAGCAAAACAUCUUCGUUUUGCUCGGCUGCUCAACGACAUCCCCGGUGUUUGAUCCAAACGAAGACUUGUGUGACACUGGAUCCGGUACCCGGGUGUGUAGAGGGUUGUACUCUUGCAAGGGGGUUGCCGGCAUUGGACUGCCACAGAAUGCGCCGAUUUCCACCUGUUGUGUUUAUGAUUCUGAAAUCGUGGUUGGCUCAGGUUAUGCACUGGAUCUUCCAAAGCUCCAGUGCUCUUCUUAUACAUCAGUUUACGAGUUUGGAGACGAAGGCGAUCCGACGAAAUGGAGAUUUGGGAUUUCUUUGCAAUAUAAUGAUUCUUACCACACAAAUAAAUGCAAGGAUUGUGAAACCAGUGGAGGGAUUUGUGGAUUUGCUGGUUUGGAUCAGUCAUUUGCUUGUAUUUGCAGGAGUGGUGUUAACACCACCACAAAUUGUUUUGGGCGAGGGUACGCUUGGAGUGGGGCAGUGGAUCUGGAUUUUCAAGUUAACACCAUUAUUGGCGGACUUUUGCUCUCGUGGGCCUUGCUAUUUAUAUGUAAUCAGCAGAUAGAGCUCCAAGACCUGCUGUAG
Messenger RNA from Malus domestica (apple), 948 nucleotides. Lineage: Eukaryota; Viridiplantae; Streptophyta; Magnoliopsida; Rosales; Rosaceae. The record is from RefSeq and is a predicted model, not a curated record.